AUGGAGCGACUGGCCAGUCAGCAUCGUAUGAAGCUGGCGUGCGUUUCUCGCAGGCCGUUUGCUGCACCACUGCCUGCAGGGUGCGCGGCUUUUGUGGCUGAUGUGAGUCGCGGCGACGACUGCGAUGCCCUCAUGAAGUCGGUUCAGUGUGAGCUGGGCGCGAUCUCGCUGCUCAUCAACUGCGCCGGCGUUACGCUCAGCAAGUUGCACCUAACCUGCACGGAUAAGGACUACGCGGCUGUGAUGGACACAAACCUGAGGGGCGCUCUGCAAGUGACGCGCGCAGCGCUGCGUCAUGGUGGGCUGCUCAAACUGCAAGACGGGGCCGUGCUGCACAUAGGCUCUCUGGCGGGUCUGGUGGGCAACGAGGGGCAGGUGCUGUACAGCGCCUCCAAGGCUGCCCUCAGCGGGGCGGUCAAGUCGUGGGCCCUUGAGUACGGCCCGCGCAACAUCCGCUUCAACGUAGUCGCACCGGGCCUCAUCGAUGGUGAAGGCAUGGCCACGUCACUGAACGAAGCCCAGAAGCAGCGCUGGCGCAACGACUGUCCGCUCAAGCGGCUUGCCACCGCUUCAGAGGUGGCCGACAUGGCUGUGGCCGUGGCGCUGUGCCCCUAUAUGAAUGGACAGACCAUCGCCGUCGAUGGUGGCACAUCGUGA
Molecule: messenger RNA, 657 nt
Organism: Leishmania braziliensis MHOM/BR/75/M2904
Lineage: Eukaryota; Euglenozoa; Kinetoplastea; Trypanosomatida; Trypanosomatidae
Product: putative 3-oxoacyl-ACP reductase
Exons: 1
Coding region: 1-657 (218 amino acids)
Molecular function (GO): oxidoreductase activity, acting on the CH-OH group of donors, NAD or NADP as acceptor
Source: RefSeq, a predicted model, not a curated record